AUGACUCGACAAAAUUUCCGUGUACCCAAUCAGGGAUUUGCCGAUCUUGUAGGAUUACUCGUACUCUGUUCCCACUCCUCCCCCUCCUCCUGCCCAACCUCAUUCAUCAAUCAGGUCCACACGAUACCCGCGAAAAUGUUCCGUCGUGUGCUCACCUUGGUCCAGGCGCAUUGUAAAUUGGGUUUGACUGCCACACUGGUUCGUGAAGAUGACAAAAUUACCGAUUUGAACUUUCUCAUCGGCCCCAAACUGUACGAGGCCAACUGGUUAGAAUUGCAACAACGCGGUUUCAUCGCACGUGUUCAGUGUGCCGAGGUCUGGUGCCCAGUCACUCCGGAAUUCUAUCGGGAAUACUUAAAUUCGAUGAAGAAGUUGCUAUUGGCCGUAAUGAACCCGAACAAGUAUCGCGCGUGUGAAUUUCUCAUCCGCUAUCACGAGCGUCGAAAUGACAAAAUUAUUGUGUUCUCAGACAAUGUGUUCGCGUUGAAAUACUACGCGACCAAAAUGGGUCGACCAUAUCUGUACGGUCCGACUGGUCAGGCCGAGCGUAUGCAAGUGCUGCAAAAUUUUCAACACAAUCCAAAUGUGACAAUUUUCGUCUCCAAAGUGGCCGAUAAUUCGUUCGAUUUACCCGAAGCCACCGUACUGAUCCAGAUCAGUGCGCACGGAGGAAGUCGGCGUCAGGAAGCGCAAAGAUUGGGUCGUAUUCUACGUGCAAAACGAGGCAUGGACGCGGAGGCUUAUAAUGCAUUCUUCUAUUCCCUAGUUUCACAGGACACCAUGGAAAUGCAGUAUGCCUUAAAACGACAACGGUUUUUGGUCAAUCAAGGCUAUGUAAUCACUCGCCUGGCUGGCAUGGAGAAUGAGUCAUUGAAAUUGGGCACAAAACAAGAGCAAGCGGAACUGUUGCAUCGUGUACUAGCCAGCACGGAUGAGGAUGCUAUGGAAGAACGCAUUCCGACCGAUCCAGACGGUAUACAUAACGUAGUUCGUCGACCUGGUCGAAUGGCCAGUCUGGCCGGUGCGGACGAUGCGAUCUAUGUGGAUACCACAUCGGGACAGAGAAAAGAUCGAAACAAAGAUCGCCAUCCGCUGUUUCGUCUAUUUCGUCGUUGA
This is a messenger RNA of Echinostoma caproni, 1116 nucleotides long. The record is from the annotation of a GenBank genome assembly. Lineage: Eukaryota; Metazoa; Platyhelminthes; Trematoda; Plagiorchiida; Echinostomatidae.